This is a messenger RNA of Vitis riparia (riverbank grape), 2054 nucleotides long. Its product is annotated as DEAD-box ATP-dependent RNA helicase 57. The record is from RefSeq and is a predicted model, not a curated record. NCBI's taxonomy places the organism in Eukaryota, Viridiplantae, Streptophyta, Magnoliopsida, Vitales, Vitaceae. The coding region runs from base 18 to 1592 and encodes 524 amino acids. The transcript has 12 exons. Gene Ontology annotation, molecular function: RNA helicase activity; ATP binding; nucleic acid binding. Gene Ontology annotation, biological process: maturation of SSU-rRNA.
UUUAGAAGGUUGCAGCGAUGGAGAAAGGCACCUCUUUUCUGUUCUCCGGCAUUACUUUCGACAAAAAGAAGUUCGCCGCCGAUUUCGCCAGGUUUAAGGAGAAAAAAGAGAGUGAUGAUUUGGUUGAGAGUGGGAAAUCUGAAGCAGAGGAGGGGGCAAGGCCUGUGAAGAAGAGGAAGCGGAAGGCAACGGUUGCGGAUCCUGUAGAAGGAUUCAAUGUCUUCAAGACUUCAAAAUCAUCCGCUCAAGGAAUCCAGCAGAAUGACCAGGAAAAAAGCGAACUUUCUCAAGCAAAGAAGGAACUCAAUCGGCAAAUUGAGAGGGAUGCGCUUUUGCGGAAGAAGCAUAACAUUCAUAUUUCUGGAAAUAAUGUUCCAUCUCCCUUGGAGAAUUUUUCAGAGUUGAGCUCAAGAUAUGGAUGUGAAUCAUAUUUAUUGCACAACUUGGCGGAACUUGGAUUUAAAGAGCCAACACCAAUUCAAAGACAGGCUAUUCCAGUACUACUAUCUGGACGUGAAUGCUUUGCUUGUGCUCCUACUGGAUCUGGAAAAACCUUGGCUUUUGUGUGUCCAAUGCUUAUGAAACUUAAGCAUGCAUCAAAGGAUGGCAUCCGGGCUGUUAUCCUUUGUCCUACAAGGGAGCUAGCUGCUCAGACAGCCAGAGAGUCCAAGAAAUUGGCUAAAGGGAAGAAAUUUUACAUCAAGUUAUUGACUAAAGAACUUUUAAGAAGUGGUGAUAUUUCAAAACUGCCUUGUGAUAUACUCAUAUCUACACCUCUGCGCCUGCGGUCUGCUAUCCGCAAAAAAAAGCUCGAUUUAAGCAGGGUUGAGUAUCUUGUCCUGGAUGAAUCAGAUAAACUGUUUGAGCUUGGCUUGGUGAAGCAGAUUGAUGCCGUGGUCAAAGCGUGCUCAAAUCCCUCAAUAAUACGCUCAUUGUUUAGUGCUACUUUACCUGAUUUUGUUGAAGAGCUUGCUCGCACAAUAAUGCAUGAUGCUGUUCGAGUCAUCAUUGGCAGGAAGAAUUCUGCUUCUGAACUUAUAAAGCAAAAACUGGUGUUUGCUGGAAGUGAAGAAGGGAAGCUUCUUGCUCUUCGUCAAAGCUUUGCAGAGAGUUUGAAUCCACCGAUUCUUCUCUUUGUCCAAAGCAAGGAACGUGCAAAGGAGCUCUACACGGAACUGGCAUUUGAUGACAUUAGAGUUGAUGUUAUCCAUGCUGAUUUGUCCCAAUCACAGCGAGAAAAUGCUGUGGAUGACUUCAGAGCCGGGAAAACUUGGGUUUUGAUUGCAACUGAUGUUAUUGCUCGUGGUAUGGAUUUCAAAGGCGUUAACUGUGUGAUUAAUUAUGACUUUCCAGAUUCUCCUGCUGCAUAUAUUCACAGGAUUGGUCGUUCUGGCAGAGCAGGAAGGACAGGAGAGGCUAUUACUAUUUACACAGAAGAUGAUGUUCCAUUUUUGCGGAACAUAGCAAAUGUGAUGGCAGCUUCUGGCUGUGAGGUUCCGUCUUGGAUUAUGGCCUUGCCCAAACUGAAGUGGAAGAAGCAUCGGCCCCAAAGAGAUUCUAUAUCCACAAAGCCAAAAGAUCAGAAAGAGUAAGGCUGCAAAGUGAUUCCAUAUCCACCAAGCCGAAAGAUGAGAAAGACCAAGGCUGCAAAGAGAUUCUACAUUGACCUGGCUAAAAGAUCUGAAAUACUAAGGGCGCGAGGAGAUUAUCUGUCUACUUGGCCAAAUGAUCAGAAAGAGCAAGGCCACUAGAAAAUUUCCUAUUUUGUUGUAACUGUUUUAGGUUUUUGUGAUUUCAGUUUGCUGUUUCUUCUCCCCUGCAAGAGGGAGAUGAGAUUGUAUUAGUCAUUUUUUUGACAUUUUAGAGUUGAGGACGCGUGGCUUGGAACCAUGUCCAAGUUCCGGAUCUUUGUGGAUCAUUCCCAGAUCAAAAUGAUCAGCAAAGUGGCAACUGGCCAAUUACAGUGACGAUAUUGUUAAAAACCGUUGGCCAAUCUUCUGAUUUGCCUCUAUAAUUAUUCAAAUGAUCCAAACAGAAAAAGGAAAAUUGUUGCA